Rhododendron vialii is the source of this 1524-nucleotide messenger RNA. RefSeq names its product protein DUF642 L-GALACTONO-1,4-LACTONE-RESPONSIVE GENE 2-like. The transcript is spliced from 3 exons. The record is from RefSeq and is a predicted model, not a curated record. NCBI's taxonomy places the organism in Eukaryota, Viridiplantae, Streptophyta, Magnoliopsida, Ericales, Ericaceae. The coding region runs from base 96 to 1235 and encodes 379 amino acids.
AAGCCAAUUAACAACAACUUCUUCUUCUUCUUCCUUCUUCUUCCUUCUUUUUCUUCUUCUUCCUCCUCCUCCUCCUCCUCUCUCUCUCUGACACAAUGUCGAGGAUCGUGGUGUUGCUGCUGCUAUUUUCCGUCACCUGCCAUGUCGCCUUAGCCGUUUACUACGAAACAGGCGGAGAAGUACCCAACGGAGGAUUCGAGAAAUGCCCGAGUCCGUCCGACCUAGACGGCACGAAGCUGACGUCCCCGAACGGAAUUCCCGACUGGGAAACCACCGGUUGCGUCGAGUACAUAAAGUCCGGCGCCACACAGGACCACAUGCUCCUCAUCGUCCCCGCUGGCAUGUACGCGGUACGGCUCGGAAACGACGCCGCGAUCAAGCAGAAGCUCACGCUCACGCCCGGCAUGUUCUACUCGUUGACGUUCAGCGCGGCGCGCACCUGUGGCCAGCAGGAGAAGCUGAAGGUGUCGGUGUCGCCAUGCACGGAGGCAGGCGGCUCGGGGGUGCUGCCGAUCCAGACGGUUUACAGCAGCAACGGGUGGGACUCGUACUCGUGGGGGUUCGUGGCCGAGGCGGAUCAGGUGGAGAUCUCGAUUCAUAACCCCGGCGACGACAAGGAGGAUGCCGCUUGUGGCCCGCUUAUUGAUUCGGUUGCGUUGGUUGCUUUGCCGCCGAUUAAAAGAACCGCAGGCAACCUGUUGAGGAAUGGAAACUUCGAAACUGGUCCAUACAUAUCCCCCAACACAUCCUGGGGUGUCCUAGUCCCCUCCAACAUAGAGGAUGCCCACUGCCCUCUAAUAGGUUGGAGCGUCAUUUCCCUAAAAGCCGUCAAAUACAUCGAUUACGCCCACUAUUUCGUUCCCGUAGGCAACCGGGCCGUGCAACUGAUGGCCGGACGAGAGAGCAUUAUCGUUCAGAUCGUCAGGACCAUGCCCAACAAGGUCUACGACCUGACCUUUGCGGUUGGGGAUGCUUGCAAUUCCUGUGAGGGGUCCAUGGUGGUGGAGGCUUUUGCCGGGAAGGAAUCUUUCAAGGUACCCUACGAGUCCUCGGGCAAGGGUGGGUUCAAACGGGCCAAGCUCCGGUUCACCGCAUCUUCGAUGAUGACCCGGGUUAAGUUCCUUAGCUCGUAUUAUCACAUGAAGAGCGAUCAUUCGGGGUCUCUUUGCGGUCCGGUGGUUGAUGAUGUGAAGUUGGUGCUUGUUAACGCUCCGCCGCAACAUAAACAUGCUUGAUCGUAGCGAUCGAGCCUUGUUGCAAUAAUGGUUGAGACAAAGUAGGAGUUGUUUCUUGAAUUGGAAAGUAAUGCUGUCCCAAAGCAUUCUAAACACUUUUUCAAAAAUGUUUAUUUUGUUUGUGAUUUUGUGUAUUGUUUUUCGAAGUCUUUUAUACCACCAAGAGUCAUUGUUUGGCUUAAGCCACUACACGUUAUAAUGUAGUGAUGAAGGUGUUUUUUAACCUUAAAUUGUGUCACAGAUGUAUCCAUACAAUAAAUGAAGUGGAAUUUUAUUGUUGUUGAAUGUA